GUAGCGGGGCGUUAACGUUCAGUUGCCCGUGGACUGCCGAGCAACACGCAGUUCUAGUGUAGUUUUGUCUAGACUCGCCUUUCCAUUUCCCCUUUAGGAAAACUAAAUUUCAGAAUGCUGCGUGCUUUGAAGACCGGUGCCUUGCUGCGGGGGCAGAGCAAGAACUUUGUCGCAGCUGUGGCGCACUACUCCUCCAUCCCCGAGCCAGAGACCAAGCCCGAAAUUCUCUACACUGGGGUGUUCAUUAACAACGAGUGGCACAAGAGCAAAUCAGGCAAAACCUUUGAGACCAUUAACCCUACCACAGAGGAAAGCAUUGCAGAAAUCCAGUGCGGUGAAAAGGAGGAUAUUGAGCUUGCCGUUAAGGCUGCCCGUGAUGCGUUCAAGCUGGGCUCUCCCUGGCGUCGGAUGGAUGCCUCGGACCGAGGUCGCCUAAUCACUCGUCUAGCUGAUCUCUUGGAGCGCGAUCGGGUUUACUUGGCUAGCUUGGAGACCCUUGACAAUGGCAAGCCAUACUUUAUGUCCUACAACGCCGAUGUUCCGCUUUCGUACAAGAACCUGCGCUACUUUGGCGGCUGGGCGGACAAGAUCCACGGCCAGACUAUUCCGGCGGACGGCGACUUUUUCACUUACACGCGCCACGAGCCCGUAGGUGUUUGCGGUCAGAUCAUACCCUGGAACUUCCCCAUCCUAAUGAUGGCCUGGAAACUGGGUCCCGCUCUGGCCACGGGCAACACCAUUGUUCUCAAGCCAGCGGAGCAGACCAGCUUGACUGCUCUUUACUUUGCCCAGCUGGUCAAGGAAGCUGGCUUCCCGGAGGGUGUGGUCAAUGUAGUGCCUGGAUUUGGAAAGACAGGUGCUGUCCUGGCCAACCACUGCGACGUGGACAAGGUGGCUUUCACCGGAUCCACCGAUGUGGGAAAGCUCAUCCAGCUGGCCUCGGGCAACACCAACUUGAAGCGUGUAACCCUGGAGCUGGGAGGCAAGUCGCCCAACAUUAUCCUGGCUGACUCCGACCUGGACUACGCCGUGGAGACAGCUCAUUUUGGUCUCUUCUUCAACAUGGGCCAGUGCUGCUGCGCUGGAUCUCGCACCUACGUGGAGGACAAGAUCUACGACGAGUUCGUGGAGCGCAGUGCUGAGCGUGCCAAGAAGCGCACCGUGGGCAACCCCUUCGACCUGAAAACUGAGCAGGGUCCUCAGGUCAACGAGGAGCAGAUGGAUAAGAUCCUGUGCAUGAUCAACAAGGGCAAGGAUGAAGGUGCUAAACUGGUGGCCGGCGGAAACCGGCCCGAGGGUCUGCCCGGCUACUUCGUCGAGCCAACCGUUUUUGCCGAUGUCAAGGAUGACAUGACCAUUGCCCGCGAGGAGAUCUUCGGUCCUGUGCAGCAAAUCAUCCGCUUCAGUAAACUUGACGAGGUCAUCGAGCGCGCCAACAACUCUGACUACGGACUGGCCGCUGGCGUCUUCACCAAGGAUCUGGACAAGGCCAACUACCUUGUGAAUGGCCUGCGUGCUGGUACUGUGUGGGUUAACACCUACAACGUACUCGGGGCCCAGGCUCCGUUCGGUGGCUACAAGAUGUCCGGACACGGACGUGAGAACGGCGAGUAUGCGCUCUCCAACUACACGGAGGUCAAGAGCGUCGUCGUCAAGGUGCCCCAGAAGAACUCAUAAGCAGGAGCAGACAUUAUGCCCCCCGAGAGGGAACUGAAAGUUUUCUGCCUAUUUAGGUGAUCUAAAUUUCGCAGUGAACCCCUAAAUCUAUAGUCUACGAUCUAUUUUCGUCUCUAUGAAGACUUGCAUAGAGGCGAUCUUUAGAUACCUUUAAGGUGAAUUUUUUAUUCUUUCCAUUGUUUAAAUAAGUUGUAUUGUAUAUCUGUAAUUUGAAAUAAAGGCUUUGAAGCUUCUAUAGUUUUAAAAUAAAA
Molecule: messenger RNA, 1928 nt
Organism: Drosophila ananassae
Lineage: Eukaryota; Metazoa; Arthropoda; Insecta; Diptera; Drosophilidae
Gene: Aldh
Product: aldehyde dehydrogenase, mitochondrial
Exons: 4
Coding region: 115-1677 (520 amino acids)
Molecular function (GO): aldehyde dehydrogenase (NAD+) activity
Source: RefSeq, a predicted model, not a curated record